This is a messenger RNA of Bufo gargarizans (Asiatic toad), 1858 nucleotides long. It is a transcript of the gene CKAP4, whose product is annotated as cytoskeleton associated protein 4. Lineage: Eukaryota; Metazoa; Chordata; Amphibia; Anura; Bufonidae. The record is from RefSeq and is a predicted model, not a curated record.
CCCCCAAAGUUAGAAAGUUCUUUUUAGGUCUGGAGUCCCAGCCCCAUUGACUCCUCAUUGGUCUAGACGUACAAGGAAGCUGCGUUAAGUGACUUUACUCAGCGCUCAUCAGCCUCAGUUGCCACCAGUUCACACUGACACCAUGGCUAGUGCCAGGCACCGGAAUAAAAACGCCGCUCCAGAGAGCAACUCCCAGGCUGCAGCUGGCAAUGACGUGGCAAAGAAGACCCCCAAAGCCAACAAGGGCUCCUCGUCCUCGUCCUCCUCCUCAUCGAGGAGACCUGGGGUCUUCAGCAAGCUCCUGAGCUGCCUCUUCUAUGCGGUUGUGGUCGCAGUGGCUGCUUGCACCGGCUGGCUGGUGUAUAGCCUCCUGGAAGAAGUCUCAGUGAUGAGCAGCAAACUGGGCCACUUAUCAGACCAGAAGGGAGAACUGGCAGAGACGGUGUACACCCUCCAGAAGCAGGUCGAUUUACUUGAAAAAGCAGUUGGAAGAGUAGAAUUUAUCUCUAAAGACAUUCAAGAAAAGCAGCAAAGACAUGACACUUCUAUCAAGAAUUGUGAAAAGGAACUGGAUGUUGUUGGUGUCAUCCUUAAGAAGCUGCAGAAAGAUCUAUCGACUGUUAUCCAAGAUGUAAAAGAUCAAGGUGAUCGGGAUCUUGACCUCUUUGACCAAACCAUGCGGGAAAAAUUUACAGAAUUAAAUAACUCCAUUAAUGAAGAUCUCGCUGAACUUGCUGAGGUACAGAAGUCAAGCCAGGAAGAGCUUAACAAUGUGAAGGCCAAAAUUGCUUCGUUAGGAGACUUAAACGCCAUCAGUGACGAUUUGAAGUCCUUGAAAGAGCUCACCUCUGAAUUAAAAUCCUCAUUUAAAUCUAAGGAAGAGUCUAUUGACUGGUUAAUGAACAAUGCCUUAAAUAUGGAUUCUGUUACUGCCAACAGUAAUCAAAUUGAGAUUCUCAAAAAUGAACAGGAUAACUUAAAGAGAGAUGUAGAAGAACAAAAGGUGGCAGUGAAGAACAUGAGAGAAAAUAUUCUGACAACUGAAGAUUCCAGCCUGAAAGGAGAACUUGACAGAGUCCUCAAGGAAUUUGAACAAAUUGCCUCUUCUGUCAAAGAGAUGGAAGGUAAUUAUAUAUCCGCUAACAAUGAUUUACUUAAAGAAAUUGAGACAAACAGAGAUAGUAUGGAGUUGAGAUUAAAGCCUCUGGAAAGUAUAAUGAACAGUGAUGCAUCUGCUCUCGGAUCUUUAAAGGACAGUUUUGAGGAAUACAAUAGAAGAAUUAAUGCUGUAGAAGAAGCCAUCACUGGAUUGAAGCACCUGUCUUCCGAUGGUCAGGGAAGCCCUGAAGUAUCUGAAACACUGUCGACACUGAAAGAAGCUCAACAAGCAUUAUCCCAAAAAGUAGAUGAGCUGAGAUCUUCAAUGACAGCCCUACCAAACUCUGCUUCUGACUUUGAAAAAUUGCAAGUGGAGGUGACUAGCGUCUUAGAAGGUCACAAGCUGCAGGUUGAUGAGUUAAAAGAUGACUAUGAGAAACUAAAGAGUAGUGUUGGUUCUUCCGAGCAGGCGUCUGGCAUUGAUGGUUUGAGUUCCUCAAUUAAAAAACUGGAGUCUGAUUUACAGAUGAUGAGGGGGGCUGUGGACAGUUUGGUAGCCUAUUCUGUGAAAACUGAAAUCCAUGAAAAUGAUUUGAGGUCUGUGAAGGAGACCCUUGAAGACCUUAAAGAAAGUACUGAUAAACUGUUAGUUAAAUAUGAACAAAUCCAAGAGAGUGUAUAACUGAGCCAAAUCUGAGCAGACCAAUGUAGGGAAGUUAGUUCUAAAUAUUUUCUCAUUAAAGUGUUUUUGUUUUGUUUU